AUGAUUUCUUGGAUUCUGAGAUUCAUAAAUAAUUGCAGAAAUGGAGAAAGGAAUUAUGACAAAACCCUGAGUGUUGAAGAAUUGGACAUUGCUGAGAAGAAAUUAUUGAAGAUCGUUCAACAAGAAGCAUUCACUAAUGAAGAACGGUUGAAGGGACAUUUUACUUUCACAGAUGAAGAAGGAAUUGUAAGAUUGAAAACGAAGAUUUUGAGAAGACACGACGAUGAAAACUUCCGGUGCCCCAUUGUACUUCCAUCCAAACAUGAAUUAGUAGAAAGAAUGAUACAAGACUACCAUUUACAACUUUUACAUGCUGGUACUCAAGUUCUUUUGACCAAUAUUCGUCAAAAAGUUUGCAUAAUAAAAGUAAGAAAAACAAUACAAAGAGUAAUAUAG
Molecule: messenger RNA, 396 nt
Organism: Stegodyphus dumicola
Lineage: Eukaryota; Metazoa; Arthropoda; Arachnida; Araneae; Eresidae
Source: RefSeq, a predicted model, not a curated record